Molecule: messenger RNA, 2322 nt
Organism: Somion occarium
Lineage: Eukaryota; Fungi; Basidiomycota; Agaricomycetes; Polyporales; Cerrenaceae
Source: the annotation of a GenBank genome assembly
AUGUCUGAAAGCAUGCUCUCUCCAUAACCACCACUAGCUGCACAGGACUCGUGUCUCUUUCAGUGGCGAAUAUGUCAUCUUUAACGGGAACGGUGAAAAAUCUCAAUGAUAGUAGAGUCCAGGCUCUGCAAGCCCUCGUAAGCUCUGUCUCACCAGAGGGCACCACAGGCACAAAGACAGACAUAAGCAAGCUCACCAUAGAUCAAAUCCGUAAUCUCACCGACAAAAUUGGUGAAAUCCUAGGAGACGAGACGGAGAUUACUCAGGACGAGUCCUCUGACCAAACGAAACGUAACGAGAAGGGUGAGCUGGUGAAUGAAGAGGGCCUUCCCAUCGUUGAUAUCAGUGAACCUGUCGUGGGUGCUGCUGAUACUACGUUUGCCACAGCGAGCAACCUCGAUCAUCCGGACUUGCUUCCCUUGUGGGCUAUCUCUGCCUCUGAGAAGGAGCGUCGCAAGGCUGAACGUGAACGAAUACUGGAGAUUUUGGAAGAGGAAGAGCGCAUACAACAUACGAGAGACGAAGCUGCCGCUCGCGAAAAAUGGAAAGCUGAAUUGGAACGCAGAAAGGAAGCUGGAAAAGCCGAGAUGGAACGCUUGAAGAAGGCUAAGGAGCUUCAGAAGAAGAUGGGUCGAGCCUUGAUUAGGAGUGUAGUCGAGGCUCGGGAAAAUGAAGCCCAGGAAGUAGCAGCACUGCAAGAGGAGGAAUCAACUCAGCGACCUGCUGAAACCCCGACCUCACACAGAAUCAAGCCGAAAAAGAGUGUGUCUUUUGCCCCAGACGUCGACGAACAGGAGUCGCCAUCCGAGGAGAAGGGUAAAGCCAUCGAUUGGGGAGACGUCGCUCCCGCAAGGCUACGCCCUUCCAAGAGUGCUUCCUUAUUGACCAAGUCUCAAGAGGACAAGCAGCCCAUGAAGAUGCAGGUCGUUGAGCGUAUACCAGGUGUUGCCAAGAAAGCCCCCACCCCAGAGCCAGAAAGUAUCUGUGAUUCGGAUGAUGAGUCCGUCCCUGAUGACAACACGGUCUACGAUUCCGAAGAUGAUCAAAAAGAGUCCCGAGGACCAGCGGAUUCAGAUCUGAGCGACGAAGAUGUAGAGUGGGAAGAAGACGACCUCGAUUUUGCUCGACAUCAACGCGAAGUUGCGCUGGCCUACUAUGAGAAGCGAGCCACUAUGACGAGCGAGGUCUCAGCUGCCAUGAAGGCACACAGUCAUGAUAAUGACAAUGAGUGGGAUCAACCGGAGGUGCCUUUGGAUGCAACUCUUGCGUCGCCUCCUCCAAAAGCACCGGUGUCCAGGUUCAAAUCGUCAUUAGUAUCUCGUUCUGCUACGACUACUAUGGCCUCCCAUUCGUUAGGUCAAGCUGUCUUGCCAGCAUCACAGUCGUCUUCAAUUAAGAGUGCGAUACGCAUGGGUAAGCUGAAAGAUGGUAAACUUGUCGGCGAACCUGGAGAGAGCGAUGAUGACGUGGAAGAGGAGGCACGAACCAUCCUCGAGCUAUUGCAGAAAGGCGAGGUUACCAAUAUCGGUCCACAACCAGUUCCAAAGUCAAUUGACUCCCAGGAGAGCAAAGUUACAUCAGUUGCUCGUCCAGAAGCGGACAGUCGUGCACCCGAGGCAAAACUUAAGUCAAAGGUCUCAAGAUUUAAAGCAGCGAUGGCUUCGACACCCUCACCCUUGGGACCUGAUUCACCUGGUGAUGACUCGGAUUUGAACACGCCGAUUUGUUUCACGGAGCGAUCGUCACCCAAGCUUUCAUCACCUCAAAUCGCCCGACCGAAGGCUCACCCUAUUGCCGUACCCUCAUCUUCGUCCCAGCCUCCUCCAAAGCCUCAGCCAGGACCAAGUAGAGUACGAAAUUCUGCAACUCAAAAGCUACCAUCUCCAGACGCACUGGUAGCUAAUCCGCCCUUGCCUCAACCUCAGAGUGUGCAUACCCUCGAGGGCUUACCAGCAGCAUCGUUCCAUCCUGUUACGAACCCCUUCUCUAUGAUCAUCGAUUCUCCUUCAUUUCUUCCACGCGGAGUGGUUGAAUCCCCAUCUGCUCCUGCCCAGCCUCCUGCAUCUAGCGCUUCUGCCAAGGCUAGAGUCGCGGCCUCGAAUGCACGGCCAGCGGCAUCGGUUCAGAAAGUCACCGACAGACCCCCAGUAGUUAUAGCUGCAGAGGUAAAAGAAUCGAAGCCGCUCAAUCGAGGUUCUGAGAGGGCUGAGCCAAGGCAAAGGGUUUCUAGGUUCCUAGCAGAACGGAUGUAGCUCUGGUAUCGUAGCACCGUACAGUAUAUGCGAGAAUAGUGACUUUUCUAAAGACCUUCCAAAUUCGCCC